Sphenostylis stenocarpa is the source of this 474-nucleotide messenger RNA. The record is from the annotation of a GenBank genome assembly. NCBI's taxonomy places the organism in Eukaryota, Viridiplantae, Streptophyta, Magnoliopsida, Fabales, Fabaceae.
AUGCUCACUUGUUUCAGAUGCUGUCAACCAGUCGCAUCAGGGGGCUAUCAUCCUGCAAGCAACAUGGGAGACCCAACAAUGCAUGCAAUGUUCCCUACAUACAUGUCGGGUUCAUCUUCGUUUCACAUACCACCUCCACUGCCACCACAGCACCAACUGCAACAACCGUCUCAACAUUUUUUAUUAGCCUCACCUCCACCACCCCUUCCUUUUCCCUCGCCCUAUUCUCAACACCAUCAUGGACUGAAUGAUUACUAUGUGGGUCAUGUCCUGAGCAGCGGCACCAAGAAUCACAACCUCAAUGACUACACUUGCAUUGGGGCACCCGUAGGACAAGCAUUGGUGGGUGAUGGCAAAGACAGGUCACUGCAAAAUCCUCAGGAGGAAACUUUGAAUUGGGGAAGGGGCUAUUCAGGAACACAGCUGCGAUUGGAUACUCACUCAGCGAUCAAUCGGUGUCACAACGGGCUUUGA